AUGACCGAUAGCACUGUAUAUCGUACUGCCAAGAAAAAGAGGGCCAUAGAUCGACAGAUACAACUUUUGAACGAAGAAGAUGAAGUGGAUAGUGAUGAUGACAACAGUGAAAUUGAUAACGAUGAAGAGAAUGAGAGCGACGAUGAACAAGAAGUACCAAAAGAUCCUCUGGAAAAAGAUGGAUACGAACGAUAUUUCCAAGAUUUGCAUGCAUUGAAUAAGACAUCAAACAACACUCUGUCUAAGCUUCCAAUAUUAGACCCUCAAGAGUUCAAGACGAAGCUGUCGCAGGCUCCGAAAAAGCACGCCAAAGAUAUCGCUAUAUUGCACUCUCUCCAUGAACGACAAUUUCCACAAUGGCAAUUCGAGCUUUUAUCACACUACAACUUGCUUUUCUACGGAUAUGGAUCUAAGCGAAAAUUGUUGACCAAAUUUGCACAGACCUAUCUCACGGAUGGACCUCUGAUUGUUGUGAACGGCUACUUCCCUUCCAUCACCAUCAAGGAUAUAUUGAAUAAGUUAUCCAUAGGUGCGCUUGGUAUCAACUCCCCGACUGGAUCCAUUCAAGACCAUGUCAGCCUGAUUAUGGAACAUUUCCAAAGAGGCGAAAAUGAAUAUGAGCAUAUUUAUUUAUUGAUUCAUAACAUUGAUGGCGCAAACAUACGAAAUGAGCGAGCGCAGACAGCACUAUCCAUCUUGGCAUCUUGUCCAAAUAUUCACAUCAUUGCAUCUAUUGAUCACAUAAAUGCUGGACUUUUAUGGGAUAGUAUCAAGAUAUCGCGAUUCAACUGGAUUUGGCACGAUGCUACGACGUUCGAUGACUAUUUGGUGGAAACCAGUUUCGAAAACACGCUCAUGGUUCGACAGAGUGAAUUAGGAGGAUCACGCGGUGUCAAUUAUGUUUUAGCAUCAUUGACAAGCAAUGCAAGAGGUAUAUUCAAGGUAUUAGCAGAGCAUCAAGUCAUGGAAAUGGAACUGGCCACCAUGGAAGGACGAGGCGACGAAAGCGUUGGUUUGACCUACAACGCCUACUAUACCAAAUGUCGAGAGGCGUUCUUUGUUAGCAACGACAUCACGUUCCGAACACAGCUUACUGAAUUCAGAGACCAUAAAAUUAUACAAAGUAGAAGAACUUUAGACGGAACUGAGAUUAUGUACCUUCCUCUAGACAAAUCUACCCUCACAAACAUACUUGAAUCCAUUUCAUAA
Messenger RNA from Umbelopsis ramanniana AG, 1209 nucleotides. RefSeq lists its product as uncharacterized. Gene Ontology annotation, molecular function: DNA replication origin binding. The record is from RefSeq and is a predicted model, not a curated record. Gene Ontology annotation, cellular component: nucleus; nuclear origin of replication recognition complex. The transcript has a single exon. Bases 1 to 1209 code for a protein of 402 amino acids. Gene Ontology annotation, biological process: DNA replication. NCBI's taxonomy places the organism in Eukaryota, Fungi, Mucoromycota, Umbelopsidomycetes, Umbelopsidales, Umbelopsidaceae.